ACCUCAUCCUCACCUUUUAAUCACACACAAGCACUCAUUCACUGUAUUCUGCUGCCAUUCUGCUUCUCCUCCAGGGAGUGAACAAGAAAGGAACAGUCUUUUUUCUUGAAGUGAAUCAAUGGCGGAGGCUAAGGAGGAGGAUGUUAGACUUGGGGCUAACAAGUUCACAGAGAGGCAGCCACUGGGCACAGCUGCUCAAUCAGACAAGGAUUACAAGGAACCUCCACCAGCCCCUCUGUUUGAGCCUGGAGAGUUGAAAUCAUGGUCCUUUUACAGGGCUGGAAUUGCAGAGUUCUUUGCCACUUUCCUCUUCUUGUAUAUUUCUGUCUUGACUGUUAUGGGGGUGGGUAGAUCAGGCUCCAAGUGUAGUUCUGUGGGCAUUCAGGGGAUUGCUUGGGCCUUUGGUGGUAUGAUCUUUGUUCUUGUCUACUGCACUGCUGGUAUCUCAGGAGGGCACAUUAACCCUGCGGUGACCUUGGGUCUAUUCUUGGCAAGAAAGCUGUCCCUCACCAGGGCAAUCUUCUACAUGGUGAUGCAGUGUCUUGGAGCCAUUUGUGGAGCUGGAGUGGUGAAGGGGUACAUGGAGGGGCCGUACAUGAGGCUUGGUGGUGGGGUGAAUGUUGUCAACCAUGGUUACACCAAGGGUGAAGCUCUUGGAGCUGAGAUUGUUGGCACCUUUGUCCUUGUCUACACUGUCUUCUCUGCCACUGAUGCCAAGAGAAACGCCAGAGACUCCCAUGUCCCUAUCUUGGCUCCUCUUCCAAUUGGGUUUGCAGUCUUCCUUGUGCAUCUGGCCACCAUCCCCAUCACCGGCACCGGCAUCAACCCUGCCCGGAGCCUCGGCGCCGCCAUAAUCUUCAACAGAGAACAUGCCUGGAAUGACCAUUGGAUCUUCUGGGUUGGACCCUUCAUCGGAGCCUUGUUGGCUGCAAUUUAUCACCAGAUCGUCAUCAGGGCCAUACCCUUCAAGAGCAGCUAAAUAAAAAUCUGCAGGAACAUUUGUAUUUGUGUCAUCAUUUAUGGAGUUUCUUCUUCUUUGUUGAGUGUUGUUUCUCCUCUCAAAGACUGUGUGAAGAUGUUAAACUAUGUGUAAAGUAUUGAGGGGUACCCAUCCACCUUUGUUUGGAAACCUGUUGCAUUUUAUCAAUGUAGAAUUUUCUCCAUUUAAUCCCUAA
Andrographis paniculata is the source of this 1175-nucleotide messenger RNA. RefSeq names its product probable aquaporin PIP-type pTOM75. The coding region runs from base 119 to 979 and encodes 286 amino acids. NCBI's taxonomy places the organism in Eukaryota, Viridiplantae, Streptophyta, Magnoliopsida, Lamiales, Acanthaceae. Gene Ontology annotation, biological process: transmembrane transport; response to water deprivation. Gene Ontology annotation, cellular component: plasma membrane; vacuole; plasmodesma. The transcript has 4 exons. Gene Ontology annotation, molecular function: water channel activity. The record is from RefSeq and is a predicted model, not a curated record.